Molecule: messenger RNA, 2301 nt
Organism: Colossoma macropomum (tambaqui)
Lineage: Eukaryota; Metazoa; Chordata; Actinopteri; Characiformes; Serrasalmidae
Exons: 5
Coding region: 1-2301 (766 amino acids)
Source: RefSeq, a predicted model, not a curated record
AUGACGUCACCGACUCCCCGGACGCCCCCUCGUCUGAUGUGCCGCCCUCCGCUGGAUGUCCCGGACCCGCUACCAGCUUCCUCCUUUAUCAUCCCAACCCCUCCCCUUAUCAUCCCAACCCCUCCCUUUAUCAUCCCAUCCCCUCCCCUUAUCAUCCCUCCCCUUCCCUUCAUCAUCCCAGCCCCUCCUCCUUUCUUCGUCUCCAGUCGCAGUCACUGCCAGCCCAGCCUCGGCCCCUCCUCGUCGACUCCUCGUUUUCCCUCUACACCGCUCCUCCUGCUGUCCCACCCAGCGAGGCCCGCCUCUUCAAUCCACCUCUCGUCUCUUCUGCCCUGCGUGCAUGGAUCCUCCAAGGUGCGGACGUCAGUUUCCCUUCAUUACUUCACCCUUCCGGUGCCUCCGGUGCUCCCCGUACCAUCGACGCCGGCGAUGUUUCUCUCACCCUCAAGUGUGCCGAUCCUCGCACCUCUCACUGCUCCUGAGUUCGCACUCGCUUUUUCCAUCUACCGUGAUGUACUCUGCUCAGCCUUCCCAUCGCGGCGUCAGGAGCUGGAUGACUAUCUUUCUAUCAUCUUGGACCUCGCCGUUCGAUUUGGAGGGUCGGGCUUCUACGAUUACCAUCGUCUGUUCUUGGCCCGUGCGUCUGCCCGUCUUCAGCAGUGGAACAUGUCUACAUAUUGGGGCUACCUGGACCUCGAGCUCAACUGUCGCGUUUUUGCUGGUCGUACUGCUCUCUCCUGUGAGCUCUGCGGUUGCCCAUCUCACCCCGCUUCCUCCUGCAAUCUCGUUGCUCCGCCCCCUCCCGCUCCCCGCACUGCCGUACCCUCAGCUCCUACGGCAGCCCCCGCCCCUAUCUUUACGACUUCCAGUUCCCGCGAUAGCCGCGGGCGGCGUUUGCUUUUCCUCGGAGGACGGAUGGUUUAUCGGGAUGUCCCCUUCACCCUCCUAAAUUUGGGCCCAAAUGACUACUUCGGCAUCUUUCUACCCCCGUCAAUGUCCCUGCUCUCGCUGCUGACCUCUCCCUCCAUCCUGAUCAUUCUUUCCCAAGGAAGUUUCGGAGGGUUUCAUGAUCGGCCCUUUCGCUUCUGCUCCCUUCUCCACCUAUCGCGUCAAUCCUACAUUGUCUCGGCUUUUAAGGUCCUCCCUCUGCACCCUGAUUUUUGGCAUCUGUUCGGAGUUUGCUGGGAUGGCAGAUUUUACUUUGCAGUUCGACUCGCCUUCGGAUGCAAAAGCAGCCCCAAGAUUUUCGACACUCUGGCCGAAGCCUCGUGUUGGAUCUUGCUGAAUGUUUGCAGACUACCCUACGUGCUUCACCUCCUCGAUGACUUCCUCGUGGCGGUCCCCCCUUCCUCCCCGCCUGCGUAUGGCCUCCGCACCCUCUCAUCUGCAUUUCAGCGUCUCGGUAUCCCCCUCUCUCCGGAGAAGACAUUGGGUCCAUCUACCUCUCUCGAGUUCCUUGGCAUUCAGCUGGACUCCGUCUUGUUUCAGGCUUCCCUUCCACCCGAUAAGCUGGAUCGCAUUGCUACUGCCCUGUCAGAAUUUGUGCUGCAGCCUCGAUGCUCGAAGCUCCAGCUCCUCUCUCUUCUUGGGCAUCUCAAUUACGCAAUUCGAAUAAUACCUCAAGGUCGCUCUUUUAUCUCCCACCUUCUCAGCAUUGCCUCCUCGGUUCCCUCACUUCAAAACCGCCUCUCCUUGGACGACGCAUGUAUCUCGGAACUCCGCUUCUGGCUCUUCCUCCUCCAGCAAUGGAAUGGCAUCUCUUUCUUCUACGAAGACGCUAUCCUAGUCCCUGAAGAUCUGCAACUAUUCACUGAUGCUGCUCCCUCGAUAGGCUUCGGCGGCUUCUUUGGCGGCCGCUGGUUCGCUUCUCAAUGGCCUCCGGAGUUUGCUUCGCUUUCAUUUGAAUCAGGUGAUUCCUCUGCCUUGUGGGAACUCUACCUGGUCGUCAUAGCCGCACUCCUUUGGGGACACGAAUGGACACGACGAGUGAUCCUUAUCCACUCCGACAACUCUGCUGUUGUUCAUAUGAUAAACAAAGGACGAUCUAAAUCCCUGACACUCAUGCCAUUCUUACGUCGCCUGACUUGGCACUCAAUCAAACCUCAAUUUAUUCUUCGAGCCAUUCACAUCCCAGGCCAUUCAAAUGCUAUUGCUGAUUCUCUCUCUCGUUUUCAAUUUCAGAAAUUCAAAGCCUUGGCACCUCAAGCAGAGCCUCAUCCGACACCAAUUCCUCCAUUUUCAGACUCAAUCCUCCAACUGACCAGCAGUUCUUUCAGCUCCUCCUCCAAGCCCAAGAAAUAA